This is a messenger RNA of Rotaria sp. Silwood1, 1779 nucleotides long. The record is from the annotation of a GenBank genome assembly. Lineage: Eukaryota; Metazoa; Rotifera; Eurotatoria; Philodinida; Philodinidae.
AUGAACUUGGUAUUCUUACCUAAUGAACUAUUACUAUAUUUAUUUGAAUAUUUAACAACUCUUGAUCUUUUUCAAGCGUUUUAUGGUCUAAAUUUACGUUUUAACACUCUCAUACUAAUUCAUUGUCGAAAAUGUCGUCUUGAUUUUCAAUCAAUAACAAAAACAGAUUUUGAUAUUAUCUGUAAAAAUUAUCUUCCAUGUAUUAUCGAUCGAAUUAUAUCUCUUCGUCUUUCGGAUGAUGAUAAUACUCCUCAACAAAUUGGUCUUUUUCUUUCAUAUAAUUUUCAAUUAGAACAAUUUAUUAAUUUACAAACAUUAUCAUUAUCAAAUAUUCAUUCUUCAUAUAUACUUGAUAAAUUAAUAACUGAAUGUUCACAUCUUUUAUCUCUUACACAUCUUACAUUGACAAAGUGUUAUAUUUCAAUGAAUCGAAAUAAUGCUAAUCAAUUAUAUAGUAAAAUUUGGAGUUUAUCAAAAUUAAAAUAUUGUUAUAUUGAUAUUAGUUUUGCUCAUGGAAGUUGUUUUCCAAUGCCAACAAUUAUUUCAACAUCACUUAAACAUUUAUCAAUAAUAAAUAUGUCUUGUUAUUUAAAUGAAUUAAUUCAUUUAUUUCAAUCAACACCUUAUCUUCAAUAUUUAUCCAUUGAUUUUAUGGAUUAUGCUAAUGAUUAUGAAUUAUCAUUACCGAUUUUGUCAAUUACUCAUUUAAAACUUUCUUUUGAUAGUUCAUUAAAUAUUUUACAAUAUCUUUUACAAAAUAUGCCUGAUCUAUGUGAUUUAACAUUAGAAACAUGUAAUAUUUAUAUGGAUGGAUAUCAAUGGGAAGAAUUAAUACGUAGAUACUUAUCAAAAUUAAAAAUAUUUCGAUUUAAAAUGAGAUUUUCAGCAUUAAAUGAUGAAAGUAAAGAAAUUCAAUCAAAUCAAAUACUUGAUUCAUUUCGAACUAAUUUUUGGUUAGAUGAACAUCAAUGGUUUGUACGAUGUCAUUGGUAUUCUUCCGAUGAACAAUAUCAUUUUGAUUUCAUUGAUCUAUUUACUUUACCAUAUGGAUUUAAAGAUUUUCUUAGUUAUACAGGUUGUACAUUAGCAAAAUCAACUUGUUCUAGUGAUAAUGAAUAUUGGUCAUAUGAUCAUGUGAAUAAUUUAUGUUAUGGAUCUUCACAUUUUACAAGUUCGAUUAUGUCACGUGUUCGUUUUUCUAAUAUUCAAUAUCUUUCAUUAUCACUUCCAUUCAAUGAUCAAUUCUUAUUAGUUGUUUCUAAACUUGAUCGAUUAACAUCAUUAUGUAUAUCAAUAAAUAAUCAUAAAAAAACUGAUAAUGUUCUAUCGCAAUUACAAACACUACUUGAUCAAGCACCUUGUUUAUAUUCAUUAAGUCUUGAUGCAUGGCCUUCAUUAAAUCAACAAGUACCAUUAAUGGAAAAUAUUUGUCCAUCAAUUCGAAGAUUAAAUUUUCAAGGAUAUGCGCGUGGUAAAAAUUGGUGCUAUUUUAAUGAUGAACAAUGUCGUCAAUUAAGUCAUUCUCCAUUGGGCAUUCAAUGUGAAACACUUUUGAUUAAAGUUAAAAAUCGAAGAAAUAUCCUUGAUCUUGUGAAUAGUAUGUCUCAUCUUCGAGCAUUAAAUGUUCGAUGUGAAGAUGAUCCGUGGAUGAUUCAAAAGAAUACGUUAUCACAAACAAAAGACGAACUUAUUGAAUGGCUACAACAUAAUUUACCUUCAUCAUCUAUGAUUAUGAGAGAUACGCGGCAGAUUCAUGCUAUUAGAUUAUGGAUUCGUUAA